Molecule: messenger RNA, 684 nt
Organism: Ruditapes philippinarum (Manila clam)
Lineage: Eukaryota; Metazoa; Mollusca; Bivalvia; Venerida; Veneridae
Exons: 1
Coding region: 1-684 (227 amino acids)
Source: RefSeq, a predicted model, not a curated record
AUGUAUUUAGAGGCGUUAGAGCUAUAUACAUGUGAAAGGAAUUCAGACAAUUUUACUAGAAUGAAACAGUUUAAAAAAGACUAUAAAUACUGCGUCAGGAAAACAAAGAAAGAAUAUAAUGUAAAACGAGGUAGAGAUAUGGAUGAAAUGCGCAGGAAAAAACCGCGCGAGUUUUGGCGAAUGUUUAAACCAAAAGGACAGAGCCAGAACGAGGCUGUCUCUGCUGAAGAUUUCUAUGAGCACUUCAAGAAUUUAGCAACCCAACAAAACAUUACCGACGAUGAAGUAGAGGACUUUUUAAAAUUAUUUGACGAAAAUCAACAUGAUGAUAAUGUAUCUUCGUGUGAUAUUGACAGAUCAAUCACAAAAGAAGAAAUUCGUAAAGCGUGUUCAAAAUUAAAGCGAAAUAAAAGUGCAGGCAUAGAUACAUGUUUAAAUGAAUAUUUCCUUGAAACGGCAGACAUACUAGUCGAAACAUUAGAAAAACUGUUUAAUACCAAACUUGAUUCAGGUGAAUUCUCAAAGCAAUGGACAGAAGGGGUCAUAGUGCCUAUUUUAAAGAAGCCACCAUGUGAUGAUACAAAUAACUAUCGCGGUAUCACGCUUACAAGUUGUUUCGGAAAAUCUUUACGUCAAUCCUUAAUGAAAGAAUUCUACAAUGGCGCAAUGAAAAUGAUCGGCUAA